GUUCCCUGCCCCACCCGUGAGAAUUGAGGUUUGACUAGAGGCAAGGGAGGAUCCAGCCCGGAUUCCAGUUGUUCACGGCUCUUCCUGUCGUUGCCGGCGCGAUUCCUUGGACUCAGAUGGACCACACAUCCCCAACCUACAUGCUUGCUAACUUAACCCACUUACAUUCUGAACAACUUCUACAGGGUCUGAAUCUUCUUCGUCAACAUCACGAACUCUGUGACAUCAUUCUUCGAAUAGGUGAUGUUAAAAUCCAUGCUCACAAAGUGGUACUUGCCAGCAUCAGCCCAUAUUUCAAAGCUAUGUUCACUGGAAACCUUUCUGAGAAAGAGAACAAUGAGGUUGAGUUUCAGUGCAUUGACGAAACUGCUCUCCAGGCCAUCGUGGAAUAUGCCUACACAGGAACUAUUUUUAUUUCACAGGACACAGUUGAAUCUCUCCUUCCAGCAGCAAACCUACUCCAGAUAAAACUUGUCCUGAAAGAAUGUUGUGCAUUUCUUGAAAGCCAGCUUGAUCCUGGUAAUUGCAUUGGAAUUUCUCGUUUUGCAGAGACAUACGGUUGUCGUGACCUUUACUUGGCAGCCACUAAAUACGUAUGCCAAAAUUUUGAAGCUGUUUGCCAGACUGAAGAGUUUUUUGAGCUUACACAUGCUGAUUUGGAUGAAAUUGUUUCCAAUGACUGUUUGAAUGUAGCUACAGAAGAGACUGUUUUUUAUGCACUUGAGUCUUGGAUCAAUUAUGAUGUACAAGAACGCCAGAAAUACUUAGCGCAGCUACUUAACAGUGUGCGAUUACCAUUGCUGAGUGUUAAGUUUCUCACUAGACUAUAUGAAGCAAAUCAUCUUAUUCGUGAUGAUCGCACUUGUAAACAUCUUUUGAAUGAAGCCCUAAAGUACCACUUCAUGCCUGAACAUAGACUCUCUCAUCAGACAGUCUUGAUGACACGACCUCGCUGUGCUCCCAAAGUACUUUGUGCAGUAGGAGGAAAAUCUGGAUUGUUUGCCUGUUUGGAUAGUGUGGAGAUGUACUUUCCUCAGAAUGACUCUUGGAUUGGUUUGGCACCCUUAAACAUGCCUCGCCAUGAAUUUGGAAUAUGCGUUUUAGACCAAAAGGUGUAUGUUAUAGGUGGUAUUGAAACUGACGUGCGUCCUGAUUUCACUGUCAGAACACAUGAAAAUUCAGUAGAAUGCUGGAAUCCUGAUACAAAUACCUGGACUUCUCUUGAGAGAAUGAAUGAGCACCGAAGCACCCUUGGAGUAGUAGUACUUGCAGGAGAACUUUAUGCUUUAGGUGGUUAUGAUGGACAGUCUUACUUACAAUCUGUAGAGAAGUAUAUUCCCAAAUUAAGAAAAUGGGAACCUGUGGCACCAAUGACUACAACACGAAGUUGUUUUGCCGCAGCUGUGCUGGAUGGAAUGAUAUAUGCUAUUGGUGGGUAUGGUCCUGCCCACAUGAACAGUGUGGAACGUUACGAUCCAAGUAAGGACUCCUGGGAGAUGGUUGCAUCUAUGGCAGAUAAAAGGAUUCACUUUGGUGUGGGUGUCAUGCUGGGCUUUAUUUUUGUGGUAGGUGGACAUAAUGGUGUCUCACAUUUGUCAAGUAUUGAAAGAUAUGACCCCCAUCAAAAUCAGUGGACUCUGUGUAGACCAAUGAAAGAACCCAGAACAGGAGUUGGUGCUGCAGUAAUUGAUAACUACCUUUAUGUAGUCGGUGGUCACUCAGGGUCUUCCUAUCUGAACACCGUGCAGAAAUAUGACCCUAUCUCAGAUACAUGGCUGGAUUCAGCUGGCAUGAUAUACUGUCGCUGCAAUUUUGGAUUAACUGCACUUUGACAAGUGUGGACUCAUGGAAAUAGUGAGGUGAUGAACCUCAUGUCGCAUGAAAGGAUGCCCAGUUUUCUAAAACUCCAAAGCUGCAUUGCUUUCUUUUUAACUUGAAAUGACAUGAAGACUCCAAGUUUUGUUGGUACUUUGAACUGAGAAGUAGCUUUGGUUGUUCUUUAUUACACAGUGAAUGGAUAAUCAAAAAAAAAGGAAAGAUCUUGCUAAUUGAAUUGUGCACUUUUCCCCUGCUAAUACUAGGAUAAAGUAGUUUUAUGUUUGUAAGUGUAUAUGUGGGGAAAACUUUUUUUUUAAGUUUUAGCUCUCUUCCUCUAUAUGUACCAUGAUUUACCAGGAUAAAUGAUGUUUGGAUGCUGGAGUGUAGUAAAUGACUGGACAGAGUGCUGAUACUGUCUGUUGGGUAUAAAUUCAUAUGCUUUACACUUUAAAUAAAGGGCUGCUUUUUUGGUACUUUUAAGGGGUGUAAAUUAUAUGCCAUAGUGGCUCACCUGGACAUUCUUUCUGCUAAAUGGCUUUAGGACUGGGAACAUAAUAACUGUGCAAGACAAAUGCUUUUACUAUCAUGAUAUUUGGGGGCCUAUUUAAAGAAGUCAUAUUUACUGUUUAUAUCUUUUUUAUAUGGGCAGGUUAAUGCUGGUUGAAUUUACUUACCCAUCUAUGCUAUGCUAAGCAUGGAUAGAGUUAAGCAUAUCAGUUUAAUUUUUUAGUAGUACAGCAAGCUUCCCCGUGUUGAUGUAAAUAUUUGACAAAUGUUUAGUAUCAUACUUAGUGUAUAUUAGUUUUUCAUACAUCCUUAUAAUAAUUUCAGUUUUUUAAGACAUUCGUUUGCUUUUUCAAGUGUUCCAAUAUAAAAAUGGUGCUAAAUGUAGGAACUAUAACAAAGCUAUAACAAUGUUCUUUUGGAUGUUCAGUAUGAGAUAUGCAUGACAUGUUUUGAUAGUAUUUUUCAUUUUUACUGGCUUGAUUUAUUUGUACUUAUUAAAAAUGUUAGUGAAUAUACUAAUGAUAGCAUCCAAAAAUCACAUAAAUACCCAUGUUCUGCUUUCCAUAGUGAUUUAAAGAAAGAUACAUUUUGAUCUUUCUUCUUGUACUAAAUAUUACAUGUCCUUAAAAAUAGAAAUAUAUACAUUAAAUUUAAAGCACUGGGCAGUUAUACAUUACUCUGCAUUUCUUAGGUAACUGAAUAUUUUAAAGUUACUGAGGAAAACUGGAACUUAGUGUUUACUUGAGUAAUGGUUCUAAAUUUGGUCCUAUUUUGACUAAAGAAGUGCUCUUUUAAAGCAAAAUUGUUUAUUGCCAAGUGACAGUGUAUUUGAAAGAAGUGGUUGACUCAUUUUGUUUUAGCAUGUUUUAGUGAAUGUCUAUUAGUCUUGAACACCUAACCUUGCAUUUUUAUCAGGAUGUCGGUACUUUUAUUUUUGGUACUAUAGUCAUUUUCUUUUCUUUUCCAUGUUUUCUUUUUUUUUACCUGCCCACCAUCUCUUUAUAGUCUCUGCAAAACCAGUGUAUAUUUGUAAGAAAAUUUCAUACUGCAUUCUUAAGUGCCAUGUUUUAAACUAUUGUUAGAAGCCAUUCUUAAUUAUAAAAAUGUAAGUUCAUUUGUUAGCAUAUGUGUUAUUUCUUGAAAACUGUAGCCAGGCAAUUUGCUGUUAUUCCUUGUUCUUCCAUAAACUGCCAGUUGUAGAUUUAAAUAUAUACUACCAAACUAUGUAAAAAUCACCUUUAAACAUUAGUAUCAUGCUUUAUGAAUAUUUGCACAGAUUAUAAAACCUUGCAAGUGACUUUUAGUCUCUUCUAACUAAGAACUCAACAGGAGCUACUAAUAAACUUGACAGGCUGAGUAUUUUCUAUGUUGCUUGUUUAAAAAAACAAUGAUAUAUAGCAAUAACUUUUUAAUUGAUUUGAAUAAACUUAUUGAGUAGAAACAAGGUGCACUAUUGUGAUUGGCCUAGACUUUAUUUAAAGAAAAGCAGUUUAAAAUAGAUUGUAUCACAUAUGUAUACGUCCCAACUUGAUUUUCUUUUUAUUUAUGUCAAUAAGCUUGUUAAAUACAUCCUGUUGUUCUAUUUUUAAUCCUUUAUCCCCAGAAGGGAAUUUGAAAGACUACAAAAUUAUUUUAAUUGUAAACAAAGCUAUACUAUACAUUUUAUUUUAAUAGUGUUUUACUCUGUAUCAUUGCCACUACCAAAUUAGUAUAAAAUACAUACUUCAUUUGAUAAAUUAGAUCAAAGACAUAUAUUGAUCAUUGCUUUGGAAAAAUCCAAAUUUGAUGUUGAAGAAUACUGAAUGUGAAACAUUUUGGGCAAUAAUAGGACUCAUGUACCAGAGAACAAAUUUUUUUUUUAAGAUUUUAUUUACGCAUCUCUAGAGAGGGAAGGGAGGGAGAUAGAGAGAGAGAGAAACAUCAAUGUGUGGUUGCUGAGGGUUAUGGCCUGCAACUCAGGCAUGUACCCUGGCUGGGAAUUGAACCUGGGACACUUUGGUUCCCAGCCCGCACUCAAUCCACUGAGCUACACCAGCCAGGGCUCCAGAGAACAAAUUUUGAAACCUGUAAAAGGAAGAGGGAAAAAACCCCCAAAUUUAACUAUAUUUAUUUCAGGUUUGCCAAACCUACUGUACUACUGUUCACAACUGGAGGUAUUAAUGUGACCUGACAAUUAAUAACUUUACAACAGGGGCUUUUUGUACAGAUUUUUGAGAAGUUUAUUUAUGAAUACUCUGCUGACAAAUUGUGAAUUUAAAGCUACAUGUGUCUUAUGUUAAAAAAGAUAAAGAUAUUUGAUUAUAAAUUCACAGGGUUAAAUAUCAAUAUAUUAGAAAUCAAUGAAGAGACAGUUAAGGUUGCCCCCCAAAAAUUUUGAAAAAAAUGACAGUGAUAAAUUGUCUAAAUCAAUUGGAAGAUAAUUGCCUUUUAUAAUUAUGUUACAAAGACUUAACCAUUUAGGAAUGUUUGACUAUUUAGUAUUUGUUGAAUAUAGUAAUAGAACUUAAGUGCUUUUUAAUGUAGCCCAAAGGAUAUUUAUGUAAUUUCUACUUGUCAUUGCUAAUAUUGUUUUAGAUAUGAAUGAAUAUAAAAUUAUAGGGAGUGAUAUCAAGUGUUAGGAAAACAUUAGGUUUGAAAAUUAUUUUGAUAAUUUGACAAAUAUGGAGGGCCUAUAUAUGAGAUAUUGUGAUAGAUACUAUAGAAACUAGAAAUGUAAACAAGUUUUUCACUCAGUAAAAUAUAGUGAGGGAGACCUCUACCCAAAGAACUAUUAUGGCAAAGUGUGAAUCUAAUUCUUAAUCUCCACCAUCAUAAGAAGUAAUUAGAGACCCAGUUUAUGUAUAAACAUUUGUGUCCUUUAAUGUUCACUUAAGUUUUAUUGGCAUGAAAGAGAAUUAUUUUAAAAACCUAAUGUCUAUAGAAAUCCAAAUUUCCCGGAACUUGAUAAUGUAUUUUCUAGUAGAAAAACAAAAUUAUAGAAGCUUUAAAAAAUACUAACUAUAUUAUCAAGGCUCUGGCUGACAUUGAAGGAAAUAUAUGUACAUAUAAUGCUCUGUUUUGUGUUUUGGUGUUGAAUUUCUGGUAUUGUCACCUAAGUGCUCAUUUUUAGGAAAAUCAGAUUCUAGAGUAAAUAUACUGCUUAAAGUUUAAUGAACAUGUGAUAACCUCUAUAACCUCUGUAGUCUAAAAGUUAAGAAAUUACAAGAUGCCACAAGUCAAGUUAAUAUCCAGUUCUACCUUUUAACCCAUUUUCUCUUUUGUGAAAUGGCACUUUAAAUCAGACGUGUUUUAAUUAUUCUGUGGCUGGAUAUAUAUUGGAUUUUCAUUUCCAGUAUAUUGAUUCAGUGUUCAUAUACAUUUGCAAAGAGUCAAGAAUACAGUUAAGUUUUAAAUACUAUAGGUUUGCAAGUUAUUGGUAUGAAUGUGGAGUCAUAAAAGUCCAGUUCUCUGCAGAGAGAAAAAUUGUUAUCCAUAUGGUUUUUUAUACCUAUUUAACUAGAGAUAAUUUAUUGUUAUUUUUGCUGUUACCAUGUGUAGGUCCCAUUUAUUUUAAAAUACCAAGCAAAAAGUUCCAAGUUUGCCUUAAAAUACAAAUGAAAUCAAAGAACUGGAUGAUAAUGCCUAUAUUUUUGCCUUAUGAAUUCUGCUGUAUCAUAAACCAGAGAUGGUUCUGAUUUUAAUAGGAUUCUGAAAUUUUGUAGAUGUAGAGUACAGAUAUAUGUACUCUCUUGAAAAGAAUGUGAUCUAGUUGUGGAUUAUGUUAAUAUUUAAAUGUUUCUGUGUCUAUAUUUUACCUCUGAAUAUGUAUCUUUUUAGCAUCAGGGUUUCAUUUUAUUUUUGUUUACAUAGGAAAGUGACAUUUAACUUGUUGAAAGUUGUAUUUUGUUUUUUAUUUUAAAAGUUCUUUGUACUAUUGUGGUAAUGCUCUGUAAUGACUAUGGUUAAAUUUCAUUUAAUGUGAAAUGUUUAGAAUAAAUUUGAAAAACA
Molecule: messenger RNA, 6312 nt
Organism: Phyllostomus hastatus (greater spear-nosed bat)
Lineage: Eukaryota; Metazoa; Chordata; Mammalia; Chiroptera; Phyllostomidae
Gene: KLHL28
Product: kelch like family member 28
Exons: 5
Coding region: 117-1832 (571 amino acids)
Molecular function (GO): protein binding
Source: RefSeq, a predicted model, not a curated record